AUGCCCUGUUGAUUGGUCCUAAGCCCGUUUUGACGUAUAUAGGUUACGUUUACAAUUGUCAAAUAUGUUAAAGCAAAAACUGUGGAAAACGUGCACCUGAGAGACAAAUAGCCCGUCAAAAACCCAUUAUGCUAUGAUAUGGUGCUAUCUAUAACCCUACAUGAAAUGCUAAGAUAAUGAUAAGUGAUAAUAAUGCAAAUGCCGAUGCAACUUCCAGCAGUAGCAGUGACAGCAGCGAAGAAUCUGACCAAGAAGUUAUCGAUCAGAUAGACGAGCAAUCUCCCACGAUCAGUGCUAGAAUGUUAAAUGUGUGUAAGGAAUUUGCUGUGUUUGCAUUGGUGGUCGUCACCUACGCAGCGUUAACCAAUGAUCCUCCAAAGAUUACCAAAAGCCCUGCAGCCUAUCCAUUUUUUCCAAAGAACAGCACCGUCAAAGAUUGGUAUAAAGGGCAAAUUAGCAAAGGGAUAGAGUUGGCAAGGUCUGCAGAUGUGACGAUAAUGAUGUUUUACGCUCCUUGGAGCGCUGAAAGUCAAAGCGCUCGGGAGGAGUUUGAAAAAGCAGCUGUUUUUAUGCAGAAGUAUGUGACUUUUGCUGCAGUUAACUGUUGGCAGCCCAACAGUGAAUGCAAACAGCAGUAUAAUAAGGUUUACAAAUGGCCAGUCCUUGUGGCAUACCCAUCUCAUGGUAGAGGUAUACCAUAUACAGGACCCUUGGAGUCCAUGCACAUCAUAAAAUUUCUACAGGGUGUAUGCAAUCCUAUAGAAAGACAAUUGGAGGAUCCCAUUACGGAUUAUCAUGAUGUUUAUAUAACUGCCAAAUUAAACGCCUUGCCAGGCAGUCCGGAUUUUGCGAGUUAUUAUUUAGCAGCGUUGAGAUUUUUGGAAAAAGAUCCUUUAAAAACCGUUAAAUUUUACAUUUUACCUGUAAAAAGUGAUGAACCUGAAUUGCAGCUACAUUUAUGGAAUAUUACGUUGAAUUAUCCAAAUAGCUCUCAAUGGACAUCAGAUGAUAUUUUACAUUGGAUUAUUGUGAAUAUUGAUCAUGUUUCUCAAUGGGUUUCACCCAGUGGUAGUAAAAGUACAUUGCUGUCAAAUAUUUUACCAAAAAAUCCUACUUUAAUUCUAUUUACGCCAAGAAAUCCACUACAUUUCAGCAAUGAUUAUUAUGACAUGAUGCAAUUGAUUAGUAGGGAAUACAACGAUUGUGGCGACAUCUACAUGCACUUAGACUUGUUCCAAAUUAGAACUCAAAGACUGAUAAAUAGUAUACAGUACAAAAAACUACAAAACAUAUGCCAAGGUGUUAAAGACCCAUUUGACAGUUCAACUUUUAAUUUGGCCCCGGAAUCUUUCAGCAACGUAACAUGCGAAAAAAACAAGGGUAUAUGCGACAAAACUUUUUUCACCAGCAAAAAUAGUCUGGAAAAGUUCAGGGAGCAUUCCCAGUACUGCCAAAACGUCGACGAGAACUGCUUUAAGUUGAAGUAUUUGAGAAGCAAGUACAAAUAUGACACUUCAAUGUACACAGGGGAGAACGAUCAUAGAUCGGCGGAAAACCUCCAAACAAUACACAAAAACGAAGUAUGUCGGAACUUUCUGCACUCGGAAAACUUCCGGCCACACUCUUUCGAAGAAAACGUAAACAUGGCAAACGCGCAAGACGCCAGCGGUCUAGCUUGUAAAGUCAACAGGAGUCUUCACUUUAUCCUCAUCGAUAGUCUCGUUUACUAUCAUUUCGCUGAAAGAUUGGGCGUCGAUUUGAACGAGUUUGUCGACAAGACGGCCGCCGUCAUCGUCAACGACAAGAUGGAGAGUCAUUAUGUUAUGCGCGACACUGUCACGACGGAAAGUUUAAGAAAUUUCAUCGUAAAUUUCACGAAAAACUACCUGACGAGGUCGCAACGUUCCAUAUCGGGUGUAGAUUCGAAAAAUACUCACAAGUUCGAAAACAAUUUAAAAUCUUGCGAUUCCAAGCAAAAUAAAAAUGUUUGCGUUAGAGAAUUGACGUCCGAGACGUUUUUACCGACAAUAUUAGCCAAAAAUAAGGCAAUUUUAGUUUAUUACUAUACAAGGCAAUGCGCAUUUUGCAGCGGCAUAUCGCACGCAUUUUUGACAGCUGCGAGAAAAUUAUCGCUGGUUGAUAAUUUGAUGUUCAGUAGAAUUGAUGGUGAUACGAAUGUGUUGCCUUGGCAAUACACAAUGGAGAGUUUUCCUACCAUAAUUUACUUCCCUGCCACUAAGAAAUCUGAGAGCAGAGUUUUUCCGAGAAAUUUACCCAUUACUGUACCAAAUUUGAUAGGGUUCAUUUUGACAAAUUUGGACCCAACCAUGAAAUUAAAUGCCUUGUGGUCUAUUUGUAACCAUUUACAGUUUUCAGAUGAGAAUUUGGACUGCAUAUCUACCUUAAGAAUAGAGACUCUAUCGCAAACGGAGAAUACUUUAAAAAUGUGGAGGAGAGCCAAUACAAGAAAAAAGCAAAUUCUGCUUCACAAACUGAAAAAUUUAAAACACUUGCACUUAUUACUGGCGCAUAAAUCCACGAAUUUUAGCUACGUCAACUCGUUUUUCAACAAAAUCCACACUUGUCCAGACUAUCACUUCAAUAAGAAAAUUAAGUUAAAAGAUGAACUAUAAUUUACGAGAUUAUUGCAAUACUCAAAUAUUCUCAGUACUUAAAUGAUAAGUGCCCUUAUAUUAACAUUCCAAAAUUUUGGAAUCAUGAUUUCCUCUUUAUUUUUUUUACUUACCUGUGAUAUAUAAAUAUGUACCAUAUAACUUUGUAUAUAUUUAUUUAUAGAUAUGUAUAGGUGUUGAUGUAAAAUACAUUAAUAAAU
Molecule: messenger RNA, 2833 nt
Organism: Brassicogethes aeneus
Lineage: Eukaryota; Metazoa; Arthropoda; Insecta; Coleoptera; Nitidulidae
Source: the annotation of a GenBank genome assembly